GGGAGUCUCCGGGCCGGAGCGGGAAAAGCCGCACGAGGCGUGGCAACACCGUUUCUACCCAAUCAGCGCGGAGCUGAGGCGGGACUUAUGCGCAAAAAACCAAUCAACGCCGGAGGCGCGGGAGGAGCGCGGCGAGCGCGCCAAUGGAGAGGCGGCGCCGGGCGGCGUCAACCAAUGGGAGGCGGCGCGGGGGCCGUGAGGGCGGCGGGGGCGGCGGGGUGAGGCGGCGGCGCUCGCGUCGCUCGGCCCCUUUCCGUGUCGGCCCUCGCAGAGGGAGCAUCGCGCGCUGCCGCCACCGCCCGGCCCGCCCCGCCCCGCGCCGCGCCGCCGCCAUGGCCAAGGCCGAGUCCCCGAAGGAGCCGGAGCAGCUCCGGAAACUUUUCAUCGGCGGCCUGAGCUUUGAAACCACAGACGAGAGCCUGCGCAGCCACUUCGAGCAGUGGGGCACCCUCACUGACUGCGUGGUGAUGCGGGACCCCAACACAAAGCGCUCGCGGGGCUUUGGGUUCGUCACCUACUCCUCGGUGGAGGAGGUCGAUGCUGCCAUGAAUGCACGGCCACACAAGGUGGAUGGCAGGGUGGUGGAACCCAAACGGGCCGUGUCCCGAGAGGACUCGCAGCGGCCCGGGGCGCACCUGACGGUGAAGAAGAUCUUCGUGGGCGGCAUCAAGGAGGACACGGAGGAGCAUCACCUGCGGGAGUACUUCGGGCAGUACGGCAAGAUCGAGGUCAUCGAGAUCAUGACCGACCGCGGCAGCGGCAAAAAGCGCGGCUUCGCCUUCGUCACCUUCGACGACCACGACUCGGUCGACAAAAUCGUCAUCCAGAAGUACCACACGGUGAACGGGCACAACUGCGAGGUGCGCAAGGCUCUGUCCAAGCAGGAGAUGGCCAGCGCCUCGGCCGGCCAGCGAGGCUGUGCCCUUCCUCCUCCUCCUCCUCCUCCUCCUCUCCUAGGCCGCAGCGGCUCCGGGAAUUUCGGCGGCGGCGGCCGCGGCGGUUUCGGCGGCGGCGACAACUUCAACCGCGGCGGCAACUUCGGCGGCCGUGGUGGGUUUGGCCGCGCCGGCGCUUACGGCGGCGACGGAUUUAAUGGAUUUGGCGCUGACGGUUACGGCGGCGGCGGCGGCCCCGGCUACUCCGGGGGCAACCGGGGCUACGGCGGCAGCGGCUCCUAUGAUGGCUACAACAACGGCGGUGGUGGCUUCGGCGGCGGCAGCGGGGGCCGGCGGCCGGCGCGGGGACCGGCGCUGGCCGUGCGCAACGGGCUGGCUGAGGCGGGCACAGGCAGCAAUUUCGGGGGCGGGGGCAGCUACAAUGACUUUGGCAGCUACAACAACCAGGCCUCGAGUUUCGGGCCCAUGAAGGGCGGCAGCUUCGGGGGGCGCAGCUCGGGGCCCUACGGCGGCGGUGGCUACGGCAGUUCCAGCGGCGGCGGCAGCUACGGAGGAGGGAGAAGGUUUUAAUGGCCAGGAGCCGGAGCUGGGCGGGAGCCGGGGCAGCCCCUGGAGCCAGCGCCGGGCCCGGGCAGAGCCCCCGGGACCCCCCGGGACCCCCCCGGGACCCCCCGGGACCCCCGGGGCCGCUGUGAGGUCGCCGUGUCCAGGUCCCCCCGUAGUUCCCGAGCGGAGCGGCCGGAAUUCCCUGCCCUGUGUCCUGUACCCUUCCCCCCACCUCCUCAAUAAAUGUCUCUUGGGUUUUUUUUUUUUUUUUUUAAAUUAUUUUUUACUAUUAUUAAUUUUGGAGGCGAGGGGGAGGGUGCUGCUCUCUCCCUGAUUGGUUGCCUCAGCUGUCAAUCACAGCCUGGCUCCACCCUCCCCCCUAAGCCCUGCCUCUCUUUUGUCACCCUGGGUGUCCCCAGAGUGUCCCCAGGGUGUCCCAGCCCCCCGACCCCCCCCCCAAUCACUAAUUCCCCCCUUCCCUUUUGUAGGAGCCACCGGCCCCGGGAGAGGAG
This is a messenger RNA of Cinclus cinclus, 1954 nucleotides long. RefSeq names its product heterogeneous nuclear ribonucleoprotein A1 (gene HNRNPA1). Lineage: Eukaryota; Metazoa; Chordata; Aves; Passeriformes; Cinclidae. The record is from RefSeq and is a predicted model, not a curated record. Gene Ontology annotation, molecular function: RNA binding. The coding region runs from base 144 to 1466 and encodes 440 amino acids. The transcript has 11 exons.